This is a messenger RNA of Aspergillus pseudonomiae, 2976 nucleotides long. RefSeq names its product extracellular serine-threonine rich protein. Lineage: Eukaryota; Fungi; Ascomycota; Eurotiomycetes; Eurotiales; Aspergillaceae. The transcript is spliced from 3 exons. Bases 405 to 2714 code for a protein of 769 amino acids. The record is from RefSeq and is a predicted model, not a curated record.
AUAGGGUCCAGCGAAAAGAAAAGAAACAAGGAAAAAAGGAAAAAGAAAAAACAUCAGACACGCCAAAUGAAACCUUGACCGGUUUAUAAUAAGUAGUCGAAGCCCCUCCGGAGACCCUGGAACCCUUCUGUUUCCAUCUGUUCACCUUUCCUUUUUCCUUUUCUCUCUUUUGGCCCUUGUUGUACUAUUGCAUCUCUUUGACUCAAUCCACUCGUUCAUCUCGGGGUUCACCUGCUGGCCCGUCCUUCGUUAUCUCAUUGUUACGGUGUUGUUGUUAUUGCUGGUCGAGAAUAAUAAUACUGAACUAUACCACCUUCUUCCACGACUACGACUAUUACUGCUUACUACUUUCGUCUUGAUUUUACCUCCAUUCGUUCCAUCACUGGCUGGUGACCUCAGUAGCCAUGAAGGUUGCUACUUCAGUUGCACUCGCCUCUCUCCUGGCCAUGGCCCAGGCUCAUCCCUCGGGCGCCUGGUGGGGCACAGAUGAUUGCUAUACUAGCCCGGAUAACACCAAUAAUGAAUGCUCUGACGAGAUGCGCGGCGGAUUCAACUGGGCUGGCCUCACCGCUGGUUCUUUUGACUUCUUCGCUGGCUUCGCAUUCUCUGGGUUCUCUUUCAGCAGCAGCUUCAGUGCUGCUGUUGGUGGUGGCUUUGCCGGCCAAUGCAUCGAGUCGAAACUCUCCAAGGACGAUGAGACGUCCCCGGAGAUCUCGUCCGGCAGUGAUAAGACCUUCUCCAUCAGCAAACUUCACCUGGUGACCGGCGAGGAGGCUGAGAUCAAGAUCAUCUAUGACAUGCCCGAUGGUUCUUCCUGCAAGCAUGUCGCCCCAUGCUCUCCGAAGGGAACUGUCGUCGCCAACGACCAGUGCGGUGGUGCCAGCUCCGUCCGGUUCGAACUCGCGGAGGAGGCCUCCGUGGAUGCUGUCGUCUUCGGUAUCCAGAAUGUCGAGUUCGAAUGCUCCGCUGGCCAGAAAACUCCGACCCCCUCUCAUCACCAUACAAGUCCGACUGCGACUGGACACUCGUCUACUCCAGUGAUUCCAGUACCGUCCUCGUCCGAUGCAGUCACGCCUCCGGCUCCUAGCACUCCCGUCAAGAUGACCACCUCGACCGUGUAUACUACAAGCUUGAUCACCAUCACGAGUUGUGCACCGACCGUUACCAACUGCCCUGGAGAUUCGACCACGGUUGUUACGUCCACCAUUGCUGUCUCGACCACUGUCUGCCCGGUUACCUCGACCGAAACUCCCACGAAGCCUACUGAAACCCCUGGAAAGCCCACUGGAACCCCUGGAAAGCCUACUGGAAGCUCCCCUGUUGGCGGUUCCUCCGAGGUUCCCUCUCCGAGCAGCCCCGCUCCCACAGGUACUGCUGGUACUUCGUCGGAAGUUCACCCAACUAGCCAUGGUGGAUCUUCUUCCCUCCCUCCAGAUUCAACUACCACUGUGGUGACAUGGGAAACCCUGACCACUUGUCCAGUGACUACCACCGCUACUUCUGGCGGCGUCACCACGACUUCCGUCUACAGCACGGUGUCCACGGUCACCCUUACCUCGACAUCCACCAUUUGCACCAAGUGCACUGCUACUCCUACUGGCAAACCUACCGGCACUCCAACCGGAACCUCUCCUACACCGACAGGCGUUUCCCCGGAGGAGCCUCCAGAGGAUUCCACCACGACCGUCGUUACAUAUACCACCGUGACCGACUGCCCAGUAACUACCACUGCUACCGCCGGUGGCACCAAGACCACUUCCGUCUUCACGACCCAGUCAACUGUCACGCUGACUUCGAUCUCCACGGUGUGCACCAAAUGCUCUGCUACUCCGGCUCCUACUGGAGUCGAGCCUAUUAGCACUCCUGCCGGGGGUGCCACGACGGUCGUCACCUACGAAACCGUGACUACAUGCCCUGUUACUACUACCAUCACCUCCGGUGGCUCCACCACGACGUCUGUCUUCACUACCGUCUCGACGGUGACCAAGACUUCCAGCUCUGCCGUGAAGCCCACUGAUGUCCCCCCUGCUCCUGCUCCCUCUUCACCCGCUCCAUCAACUGAGUGCCCUAACUCGGUGCCCAAGUGUAUCAACACCUGGCUCCCUCUUCUGCCCAAGUGUACUUCCAACGCGGACCCCGGCUGUUUCUGCCCGAGCCACGAGUUCACAGACAAGGUCAUCAGCUGUAUUCAGGCCUGGGGUGCAUCCAAAGAAGAGAUCCAGUCCGCGCUCUCCUACUUCACCGGUAUCUGCGCUCCCUAUAUCCCCGGAAACCCCGGCAUUGUCACUGGCAUUCCGAGCACCAUCACUCUGAUCCCCACUCCUCGCCCGACAGGUGUUGCCCCUGUGACCGGCACCAGUGUGGCACCGCACCCAACCGCCGGUCCAGAGGUUCCUUGCACGACCAUCACCUACUCCACCUACACGGUGACCGUGCCCCAGGUGACCUUCAGCACCGGCACCUCCGGCCACUCCACCACCGUCGGCUUGAUCCCGGGCCCUGCCCCCACCGGCGUCUCCCCCGGCCACUCCUCGGGCAUCCCGAACCCCUGGGUCUCCGGCUCGUCAACCUGGAUCUCCAGCCAUCGUCCCAGCGCGACAGCCAAGCCGUCAUCCACCCAGACCCCUCCUCCCCUCGCUAACACUGCCUCCUCUGUGUCCGCCAGCUUCUGGCUGGCGAUGGGAGUCGCCGCUCUCUUCAGCAUCUUCUUCUGAUCAUAACGCUCCUUUAUCUUAUUUGAUCUUGCUUUCAAAGACCAUGUUACUUAUCCCUGCUUCUCAGAUUGUUCAUAGGCUGUGACAUAUAGGUCACUGAGAUAAUUCUGGAUAGUAAAUGUAUCAAGUUUUUUUUCCUUAGAAUACACGAUGCAUCUCUUGUUUUCAGAUGAAUUAUGCAAUAAUCCCAUUCUCAUGACAAGAUACUUUAAUAACCCAAGAAACACAAUCAGUAACAUUCUACGAAACCCUAUAGUAUCCC